CUAGUCAGUCGGAGCGACAUGCCUUCAUUUGCCAAACACAACGAGUUGGUCGGAAACGUUUACGAAGACGCUCGGAGAAGAAAGAGGAUGUUGGGCAGAGAGAAGGAUGACGCAGGUGGUGCCUCUGGUGACCAGGAAUUUCUCAAGAAGUUUCAAGAGGAAUACCAAGCGAGAAAGAAGAUGAAGAAAGUGAGGCAGCGUACGGCUGCUAAUGCAAGAGAACGCAAACGAGUCGGACGCAUCAACUCGGCCUUCGUCCUACUCGAAGCCAAACUGCAAGACUCUCAGAUCACACAAGAGCAAUGUCUCUCGAAAAUUAAGACAUUGCGAUGCGCCAUCGACUACAUCCAUUCUCUGACGGAAAUGCUCAAAGAUGCGGAUGCGAUCGAGCAUCCACCUUGUGACUCACCUCUCAGCUUCGCAACAGACUCGAUCCUGCCAUGCAGUGACCAACCGUCCUGUCAAUACGAAAGCUCUGAUGACAAAUCGUGUCACGGAGAUAUCAUCUCAGACUCGAGCAGUGACCUGAUGCCGUCCGAUCUCUCUCUCUGUCCGUUUCCCCUCCACAGUCUCACCGACCUAACAGCACCAUCUCUGCAUCAAAUAUGGCCAGAAUGUGUCGGAUUAUUUUCCUCGGAUAAACAACUCGCAGCGUCGCAUUCCUUCCAACAGCCUCACAUUCAAACAUGCAUAGAUCCCGCACUUCUGACGACAUCGUUUACGUACGACUACCACAACCACCAACCGUCGAUCCACUAUUGCUAAUAAUGCAAGGGUGUCGGUUUGAUGAAGAGCUCGCGUUGACAGUGAAACACGUUUCGAUCUGACGAGAACCAGACGUUGACACGCAAUUUCGGAUGCAUAUUUUGGGCGCCGCGGGGUAAAUAAAACAUGGCAACAAAACAUAUGGAAAUGAUAUGCAUGACAGAUCUGUCGAUCUAUCUAGUUGUGUGAUAUUGAUAGAGAGUUCUACAAUGUAGUAUGAGGUAAUGUAUGUUUGUGCAAUAGCACAUCGUUAUUUAUAAAUACAAAUACUAAUGAUGGAAA
Corticium candelabrum is the source of this 1047-nucleotide messenger RNA. RefSeq lists its product as uncharacterized. Gene Ontology annotation, molecular function: RNA polymerase II transcription regulatory region sequence-specific DNA binding; protein dimerization activity; DNA-binding transcription factor activity, RNA polymerase II-specific. Gene Ontology annotation, biological process: regulation of transcription by RNA polymerase II; developmental process. Bases 19 to 765 code for a protein of 248 amino acids. NCBI's taxonomy places the organism in Eukaryota, Metazoa, Porifera, Homoscleromorpha, Homosclerophorida, Plakinidae. The transcript is spliced from 2 exons. The record is from RefSeq and is a predicted model, not a curated record.